AUGGGAAAUCCAACUUGGUGGCCGUAUCCAAUACCACCGAAUGUUGCUUUCAGGAAAUCGCUAGUUGUUGUUGCAGGUGUUUUUGUCGGCGCGGCAAUCAUCAAUUCUAUUUAUCAACCGUUCAAGGGGUACGAGGAGGAAUUGGAAAAAGGAAAAACCGAAUUACUGCGAAAAUAUAAAGCGAAACAUGAAGAUCGAAUACGACAGGGAUAUCAAUCAAUUGACAAA
Molecule: messenger RNA, 228 nt
Organism: Mesorhabditis belari
Lineage: Eukaryota; Metazoa; Nematoda; Chromadorea; Rhabditida; Rhabditidae
Source: the annotation of a GenBank genome assembly